Molecule: messenger RNA, 1834 nt
Organism: Helianthus annuus (common sunflower)
Lineage: Eukaryota; Viridiplantae; Streptophyta; Magnoliopsida; Asterales; Asteraceae
Product: DNA polymerase I
Exons: 15
Coding region: 228-1523 (431 amino acids)
Biological process (GO): DNA replication, Okazaki fragment processing
Molecular function (GO): DNA binding; 5'-flap endonuclease activity
Source: RefSeq, a predicted model, not a curated record
UCGUGUUCGUUUGGCAUCCCUACUUGAUCCGUCAACGCAGGGCAAGUCACCAUAUGUAAAAAUUUAAAAACCACGGGCACUAUCUAUAACUUUCCAUAUAAGUUGAGGGGGUUGUUCGAUACUUGCUGCAUUUUAGCCGAUGAAAGGAUUAGGAGAAAACUCACCAUUAAACCCUUAAACUCUGCUUCUUCAUCAAUAUUGAAGGCACAAAUGCGUACGGAUUGAAGAUGAGUUGCUGUCAAUUCUCGAAUCAUCUUCUUAACAGCAUCUGCAGAACGAUUUAUUUCGGUAGGAGGAGCAUUUCAACGAAUUAUAGAGCUAGAACACUUGUUUCUCCUUCACGCAAUCGAUUUACGAAGGGUUACUGCAAAUUGUCGAGUUCUUUGAAGUCGGAACUAUCUGGAACUGCUCCUGCUUUUUCUCGGAAAAAAUUGGGAACUGUUGAUGGAGAAGCACCACCACAUGAAAGUACCUCCUCUGAUUCUUCCCAGAAAACAGAUAAUUUAGUAAAUACUGAUCCUUCAAAUGGUCGAGUGAUGCUUAUUGAUGGCACUUCUAUCAUUUACAGAUCUUAUUACAAACUUCUUGCUAAAUUACAUCAUGGGCAUUUGGCUAAUGCGGAUGGCAAUGGAGAUUGGGUCUUGACUAUAUCUACAGCUUUGUCACUCAUAAUUGAUGUUUUGGAAUUUACUCCAUCACAUGUGGCGGUGGUUUUUGAUCAUGAUGGAUUUUGCUUUGGUAAUAUGCCUCAGUCGUCCAGACAAAAAUUUAUGGCAAAAGGUCAGACUUUUCGGCACACUCUCUACCCCUCAUAUAAGAGCAACCGUCCACCUACUCCAGAUACAAUAGUGCAGGGCCUUCAAUACUUGAAAGCAUCCAUCAAAGCCAUGUCCAUCAAAGUCAUUGAGGUUCCUGGUGUUGAAGCUGAUGAUGUUAUUGGGACCUUGGCUGUACGCAGUGUAGAUGCUGGGUUCAAAGUCAGAGUUGUCUCUCCUGACAAAGACUUUUUCCAGAUAUUAUCUCCUUCGUUACGUCUUCUUCGAAUUGCACCUCGUGGUUUUGAAAUGGUUUCUUUUGGAAUGGAGGAUUUUGCUAAGAAAUAUGGAACACUACAACCUUCUCAGUUUGUGGAUGUAAUGUCACUUGUCGGUGACAGAUCUGACAACAUACCAGGGGUUGAUGGAAUCGGGGAUGUACAUGCUGUGCAGUUGAUAUCAAGAUUUGGUUCAUUGGAGAAUUUGCUGCAAAAUAUUGAUCAAGUUGAUGAGGAACGAAUUAAAAAGGCUUUGAUAGCAAACAAGGAGCAGGCCUUAUUGAGCAAAGAACUGGCCCUCUUACGUUCUGAUCUUCCUCACUACAUGGUCCCAUUUUCCACCAGUGAUCUUGUAUUUAGAAAACCAGAGGAUAAUGGGGAGAAAUUUACAAACCUCUUGACAGCAAUUGGUGCUUAUGCUGAAGGUUUUUCACUCGAUUCGGUUAUUAGAAGGGCUUUCUAUAUGUGGAAGAAGCUCGAGAAGACCUGACUUUGAAUAUAUCAUUUGUUUCGGCAAUUUAACCAGUUUUAAUCGAUAAUUUGGUGGCCAAAGUUCCAAAAUGAGAUUAAAUUUCACUAUUUGGCAUCACUCUAGGCAAGAUCUGGUAUAGCCAAAAGCUGUGUCAGUUGGACAAUACUAAGUUGUAACACAUACAGGGUUGAUCAUGGGCCCAAUUGGACAUAUGACGCAAUAGCCAAUAUGUUUAGUUGCAGAAAACUGGGGUGUUUCUUGAAACUUUUCAGGGAAACUGAAAAAUCAGAAAACCUUGUUCAAAUACAGAAAGCCUUUUUUAUACUUUA